Panicum hallii is the source of this 1101-nucleotide messenger RNA. RefSeq lists its product as uncharacterized. Lineage: Eukaryota; Viridiplantae; Streptophyta; Magnoliopsida; Poales; Poaceae. The record is from RefSeq and is a predicted model, not a curated record. The transcript is spliced from 4 exons. The coding region runs from base 384 to 887 and encodes 167 amino acids.
ACUCGGACUCGAACUCGAACUCGCCUGCUCUCGUUCUGGGGUUCGAUUUGGAGUGCGGUUGGGGGAAGCCGCGGCGCGGCGCGUGGUGAUUCGUUGAGCCACGGGGGCGGCUAGGGUUUGGAUUAGUCGGGGGGUACGGUGGGAGUUGAGGAGCAGCGGAAGAAGGGGUGCGGUUGAGUUGAGGAAUUCGCCGGAUUUUGGGGGGCGCGUGCCGCCGACUCGCCGAGGUCGUGGGCUGGCGAGAGCACGGGGGAACGACCUCGGCAGCGCCCAGUCGGGCGCGGGGCGGCGACCGUGGGGCCGCCGCAAUCGAGUUGGGGGCGACAGCGACGGCGGCGCGAGUCCGAUUGAACGCGGCACACAGGCACCUAGGCACGUUACCAAUGGUAAUUCAGAGCCUUCGCAACUUUUUCAGUGACCUGACCUAUUAUCAUGAGAUAGACCUUGCAAACAUGACACCUGAGGUGAAAAAGGCUGUUACAGACCAAAGAAUGAAGCGGUACAAAAUUAUCUGUUACUGUGGUACAGCGAUUAUGGUGGGGACUGAUAAAGCAGCUCUGCUCAACAGGGUCUAUCAAUACAACCAUACAGCUGCACAGAUAUGCACGAUAUACCUCACGAUCGCAUUGGUUUCUAUGCUACUAGGCAUUAUCGCCUCUUCUGGUCCCAACUCCGCGCCUUGUGCAAUGCCAGUUGCAUGGAAUGGCACUUUGCAAGUGUUUCUGUACCUGAAUGCGUACUUCCAUUUAAGUAUUAUGGAGGUUUAUCCAGAGUUUCUACACCUAACAAUAUUGUUUAUGGUCACAUCCGUGCUUUUUGGCAUUUAUUGGUCUUUCUGUGCACGAGAUCCCACAGUGCGUUUGUUGGACGCUGCAAAUCAUGAGUAGGUUCCUCUACAUACUCUCAAGGGCUGGGUCGGUAGGGUACAUCAAAUCCUGAAUCGCGAAUGUAUGCCUUUGAAGACUAGUUAUGUAAUCAAGAAAUGAUUUAAUUUCUGAAAUUUGGGAAAUGAGCUUGGGUGUACACUUAUCGUGACUUGAUGUGCCAAAUGAUGAUGUGAUGGUAUGAGUUAUCUGGUAUUAUUCAUGAUUUAGUUGCCUA